UUCUUUAUUCCCCAAAUAAUUUCUAAAACAAUUUAUCAGAUUUUAUUUUGAAAGUCAAUAACAGAAAAUUAAUAAACACGGGGGUAUUUAAUAUCUAAAGUUAUGGUGUUUACAACAGUGGCUAAUUUUGUAAGAAGUAGAGGUCCAGAUGAAUUUUGGAGAAAACGAAAAAUACUAAAGCUUGCAGCACAUUACAUAGGAAGGAGAAGAAAUUGCUACAGUAUAGCAAUUAAAAAUGUUCAUCGUGCUCUAGUGUAUGCCACAAAACAUCGACAAUUGAGAAAAGAGAAUAUGAGACAGUUACAUGAAACCAGAAUAAUUGCUGGUUGUGAACAACAUGGUAUAAGCUACAAAAACUUCACAAAUGGUCUUAUGAAAUCUAAUGUAUUACUAAACCGUAAAUCCUUAGCAGAUUUAGCAGCUUGGGAGCCUUUUACCUUUAAAGCUUUAACAGAUAUUGCAAGGCAAAAAUGCGUUGAAGAUGGUGUAAAUAUUGAUCUCAGUCCUCAAAAGUCAGUAGAUGUUAUAACAAAGGGAAUGUUAAAAUAAUUAUAGCUUUUUCUGUUAUGUAAUAUUUAGUAUGAUACUAAGUGUUGUAUUUUUAAAUACACUAUUCUUUUUUUAUCUAUAAUCUCCCUAGGUAUUAAAAAGGCAAAAUGUUGAAUAAAUUCAAUCCAAGCAAAGUA
This is a messenger RNA of Agrilus planipennis (emerald ash borer), 686 nucleotides long. It is a transcript of the gene mRpL20, whose product is annotated as 39S ribosomal protein L20, mitochondrial. Gene Ontology annotation, molecular function: structural constituent of ribosome; rRNA binding. Gene Ontology annotation, biological process: ribosomal large subunit assembly; translation. The transcript has 3 exons. The record is from RefSeq and is a predicted model, not a curated record. Bases 103 to 549 code for a protein of 148 amino acids. Gene Ontology annotation, cellular component: ribosome. NCBI's taxonomy places the organism in Eukaryota, Metazoa, Arthropoda, Insecta, Coleoptera, Buprestidae.